Messenger RNA from Didymodactylos carnosus, 282 nucleotides. The record is from the annotation of a GenBank genome assembly. NCBI's taxonomy places the organism in Eukaryota, Metazoa, Rotifera, Eurotatoria, Philodinida, Philodinidae.
AUGGAUAACUAUCAAAUGCCAUUUAAAAAUUAUCAAAGUGCGCUUGAUAUUUAUAUACAACUAAAUACUCAUUUAUCAAUGAGCAUGAUAUAUAAUAAUAUGGGUACACUUUAUACAAAACAAAAAGACUUGGAUAAAGCGUUCGAAUUUUAUGGUAAAGCGCUUCAACUAUUAGAAAUUUUACCUGAUACUGACUUACAUGUAGAAAUGGUUAAAAAUGCCGUAAAAAAAGUUAAAUCGGAAGGCAUCUUCCGUCAGCAGCCGAACUGGAACGAAAGUUGA